GUGGAAGCUAGCAAGACUGCUAGCUUUCCGAGCACGUUAUUUUGAACUGUUUUAAAUGAAUUUUUACAUUUUUCGGUCUUUGUCGUAACUAUCGCCAGCAUCGGAUUUCAACUAAGCUUGAAUGAACAGAUGUGCAAAUAUAUUUUCGCAUUUUCUCGUGUGUUUCUAUUCAGCUCUGCUCAGAGUUAUGGUAGCUGUAGCUGGCUAGCUUGUUGUUAGCUGCGGAUAAAUCUGGUGCAGACAGGUUUUGCACUGCAGACACAGCUUCUCCUAUUUUGAAGUCAUUGUUCACGGGCGGAAAGUUGUAUCGUAUAAACCACUGUGAAGACCAUGCAGCUUCAUGACGUUGCUAAUAAUUUAACGUUAGUGCGAUUAGUCAUUGCUGUAAAUUAUGCUUUCGCAGCAUUAUGAAUUGCAACUAGCUACGUUGGAUCAUUAACAUAGUUUUUAGACUUAAAGCCAUCUGAAUGCAUUUUAUCUUAAAUGAUUCUAUCUGUUGUAUUGUGAAAGGUGUAUUUACCAGUUGCAUAGUGUAAUAACUUUAUUGACGAGGAGGCGAACAUUUGUUUGAAUCUACGAACAUGGAUAAGAAAUCGUUUGAUAUUGUCUUGGAUGAAAUAAGAAAGUGCGUCUUGACCGAUCAGCGGAUCAAGGCCAUAGAGCAGGUGCAUGGAUAUUUCUCCAGUGAGCAGGUGAUGGAGAUACUGAAGUACUUCUCAUGGGCAGAACCGCAGGUCAAAGCAGUUAAAGCUCUGCAGCAUAAAAUGGUUGCGAUCCCUACAACCAAAGUUGCAAAUAUCCUCAAUUGCUUCACCUUCUCAAAGGACAGACUGAUUGUCCUAGAACUAAUAGCUUUGAACAUUUCAGAUGCUCAGAAUUAUCGUCCUGUGGAGGAUCUCUUUCGCAUACACCUGUCUGAGAAGAAACGGGCUCGCAGGAUACUGGAGCAAGUGUGUAAGGUUGGCUGCAAGGCUCCUGUAGCCAUGAUCUCCUCCUGUGGUAUAAUACCAGGAAAUCCAUAUCCUAAAGGCAGACCCAGCCUGGUCAGUGGCACAUUCCCUGGAAUCCCUCCAUUAAAGAAGGAAGGUGAAAAGAAAGAGGACACAUCUAGCAAUACGGAGGGGAAAGGAAUUGCUUCUCGCAUUACUGGACCAUUCAAACCUUUCCCUUCAACCUACAACCCUCAUCGGCCUGUACCCUACCCUAUUCCACCGUGUCGACCUCAUGCUACCAUCGCACCAAGUUACGCCAAACCGGGCAAUCCGCAGAACACCACACCUGGAGUCAACAGCGGGCCUCUGCUCAUUCCUCAUGGGUCCACGCCUUCUACCCCUGUCCCACACCAGGCCUCUCCUGCCCAGCCGACCCCCACGACCCCUAUCACACCAGUUUUCCCCGGCAUGGUGCCCUCUCACAACCCCAAAGCCCCCUCGCCCUCCCCUGCUCCGUCCCCGUCUGUGAUCAAAGCAGGCCCACAGACCCCCAGUGGCCAUGCUACACCCACACCCUCAUCUGUCAUUAAAGCCCACACCCCUUCCGGCACCCCUUGUGGAACUCCUAUCCCCGGUAGCUUCUCCUCUUCCCCCUUCCAUGCCGUUUCCCGACCUGGUACCCCUGCUUCCUCCCGCAGUGGCCCAGACCUCUUAUCUCAGACGAACUCCAUGGGCCCAGCUCAGCAGAAGGUUUUUUCCACAGACCACCAGUCAGGACCCACCCUCCCUGGUAUGCAUCCACAAGCAGGUAACCCCUCUGGGUCAGUGAUCCGAAGCUACACCCCCUCUGGGCCACCAUCUCUCACUCCUGGAUCAUCCACUCCAGUUAUUCCGAGCUGUUCCACCCCAGGCCUCAGUCCCAAACCCUCCCCUGUUCAUUCUGCACAGGUCCAGGCUGCCAUGGCUGCGGCUGGAGUCCUGAACAGACACACUGGGGGUAGUAACAGUGGCAGUAGCAGCCCCAUUCCCUCUGCUUUCAAGGGCACCUCUCGCUCUGGCACGCCUUCUGUUAGCUCUCUGGUGGUGCCGGGUCCUGCGCAGGCCGCCCUGGCACGUUCCUUCGGCCUGUCACAUCCCUCAGGUUCUCCUCAAGUCUCUCUCUCUAGUCCUGUUGCUAUCACCGGCCUCCAAGCUCUGUCAUCCAGCCCAGCACCCACUCAUUAUCCUGGCUUGUCCCCCUUUCCCUCCCUCUCUUCCUCUCUCCCUCCUUCCACCAUCCCCGCAUCCAUGCCAGCAAUGCCUCCCACCAGCAACAUCUCUAACCAUCCACCAACCUCCAUCUACCAAGGCCUGGCUUCCAACGCCGCCGCCAGUGCGGCCUCCCCUUUCGGUCUGGGCCUCACCUCUGCCCCCUCUAUAUUCCCAGGCCUUCCACCUGGCCCUAGCCCCGCUGCCUUCCCAGGAUUAGGGGUUUCAGGAGGGCACAGUGCUGGGAGCCCUGUGUUGUCUUCUUUCAUGGGACUGACAGGGGCCACUCCAUCUUCAGUAGCAUCGGUGGCGCCGCUGCAGGCAGUAGCUGCCGCAGCAGCAGCCGCGGCUGGAGUUCCGUCAUCAUCGCCAGUUUUACCAGGCUUUGCAUCUGCUUUCAGCUCCAACUUCCAGCCAGGGUUGAGCAGUGGACUCCAGCCUCCAGGAAACAGCGGGUUUCCCGGUUUGCUGUCCUUCCCUGCUGUACCAGGCUUCUCUCCCUCUGCCUCCCCUGCUGCCCUUGGUGGCCUCCACAACCCAACCAUGCAGUCUGCCCUGCUGCAGGCUCAUCCCACAUCUGCCUUGGAGAGCUUUCCUCCUCAGCCCAACAGCUUCACAAACUACCCACCAGGCCCAGGAAACCCGUUCCCCCUCCAACCAGGCCUGCACCCCCAGUUGGGUUGGCAGUGAAAACUACAAUACACUCAGAAACACAGAUUACUCUUACACGCUGACGCCUGUCGCACACCCUGCCCCACCCCUCGGGCGGUCGAUGUGUUAUUUUUUUUGCCUUGAACCCUGAGGAGCACAAGGCAGAUUGGAGAGUUUCAGUAAUGCAUACGUUACAGCCAGAGUGACUUGCAAGGAACACUACUGAGAAAACAGCCGUAGUGUUCAGGGGUGAUGAUGUAUGUCUUAUAUAAUUCAUAGUUAACAGUUGUAAAUAUCAGUUGUCAAAGUUGUAGUUUUACAAGUAGACUGUGACUGGUUUUAAUGUUAGCGGGACUUGGCUGCUUUUAAUCAAGUUUAUCAACAUUUAUUAGUGAAUAAUGAAUUAUAGAAAAAUUGAAAAAUGUACAUGAUAUCAUGUAAUGACUUAACAGUAUCCUCAUGUAGUGUUUCAUGUCCAGUCUCAGUGGAAAGGACAUGCUUAUGAUACUGAUCAAUUGUCCUGAAUUGAAUAUUGUAUUCUGACAUGAAAUUUUUAGGUGACUUAUGGUAUAUUGAGUCGUGUGGCACAGUCGGGCACGCCAUGAAUAUUUUUAAUGCUCGUGCCGUGUCAGGAGUGGCCGUGUUGUACACAAAAACUUGCGUAUGGCCGUGCCACUCAUUUUUCUGUUGUUUUUAGUGAACACACACUUGUGGCUGUCGGCAGUUUACAUUUUUACAAAGUUCUUUUUGACAGAGGUCGCCCUGCUAGUACUGUUUUUACAGUAUUUGACCGAACGUACUGUAUGCAGAUGUUGCCGAGAACAACCUGAAGCGUUUAUUGAUACAGUUUGUGGACUGGAGAUGUGAAAUGUCUGUAUUCUCCAUGAAUGCUUUGCAACAUAGUGAAACUGGUGAUUUUAUUUCAUUUACUGUACACCUCAGUAUACUCAGAGACAGUUACUUUUUGAGAGUAAUAGACAUGUUUGUUACACUGUGUUGUUUUUGUCUGUUCUGCCCUUUUUUUGUAUUUGCACCUGUUUUAUUUUGUCAGUAAACUGCUGGUCGCUGUAGCCGUUGCUGUAUCUCUGUGUGCGAACCACGGCUAUCAGGAAAGCCUGUAAAAAAAAAUAUAUUUACUGAGGGUGGACAAAAUAUUGGAAACACUGCAUGGAAAAGAAUUUAAUGCAGCUUAGUGAGGACACUCACUGGACAUGCAGAUCCUACAGUUGGAGGGCAGCUGCUAUUUGCUUCCGAAGAGGUGUAGCAAUCACUUUUUUUAAAAUGAGUGUGCCGAGAUUAAAAGGGGUCUAACAGUCUGAUAAAUUGCACAUGCUGUAGUUUAAAAAAAUGUAAAGAAAAUGGUAAAAACGUGGUAAGGGGUUAAAAGUAACAGUUCAUGUCAAUUAAGGAUUUUCCAGGAUAGUUGUUAGCUAUUACAAGCUAAAGCCUCAGCAUGACCAGAUAAUCUGUGGUCACCAAAUACCUUCAUUGAUAUGCAAUUAUUAUUGUGUUACAUUGAAUUUACAGUCCAGUCAGUGCUCUGUAUGGUGCUUAUCAUAAGUACCUGUCAUAUUGCACAACACACAGGUGAUGCUAUCAUUGGUGUCAGUCAUAAGACCUCUGACGCCCAGUUAUGCUAUCUCAUGGGACAAUUAACCAUUUUAGCAAUUUUUUCCAUUCUAUUCAGACUUUGAUGGCUUGUUUCUGGUCGACCAAACCUAUUAAAUUAACAUCAGCAAUAUGAUGAAAAUUUAUAAAGAGUCUGCAGUUUCUUAAAAAUUUUAAACUGUGAUCAGUUUAAUUUCAAGGCCCAUUUAAUCUGACUUUAUGUAGUUUUGCUUUUUGUAAGAAUGUCAGUUUCUUCAUCUACAGAAUAGGACAUAUUCUUUCCCAAAGCCGAUCAAAUCCUUACAUUUUUUUGAUUUCUAUCAUUUCAGUGAGCAAUUUUAAUGUUUAUAUCACUAUUGAAUCCUUUACUGUGCUAUUUAUUGUAGAGGCAACUAGUGCCAGUAAUUUAAGAAUCAAGUUCGCUCGCACUACAGCAGGUGCAGGAACGGAAAUGUUGACUUCCUUUUCUUUUGAUCUGUCUAUGUUCUCAUGAAGUAUUAAUAACAGGUUGUAAAAAACAGUAUUGAAAAAAUGAAACGGAAGCUAAUAAACACAUCUUCACUGCCACUUCCAGA
Chelmon rostratus (copperband butterflyfish) is the source of this 5014-nucleotide messenger RNA. It is a transcript of the gene proser1, whose product is annotated as proline and serine rich 1. Bases 582 to 2870 code for a protein of 762 amino acids. The transcript is spliced from 11 exons. Lineage: Eukaryota; Metazoa; Chordata; Actinopteri; Chaetodontiformes; Chaetodontidae. The record is from RefSeq and is a predicted model, not a curated record.